UAGCAGUUAGUUAUCCACUCAGCGAGGGAGGAGACAGGGGAGCAUUCCGCCGCCGCCGGCUGCUCCACUCCACGACCCACGAAGCUAGCUAGAUAGCAAUGGCCGCCGCCAGUGCGAGUGCUACUGCCUCGCUCUCCGCCACGGCUGCUCUCCGCCUCAGGCACCGGCAGCUCUGCUCUAGCGCACGCGUGCCCGCGCAAUCCCAUCCCCUUCUCAAGCUGAGCCGCCGCAGCCACGCGGUUUCGGCGUCGGCGGCUUCCUUGUCUCCUCUGUCUCUGUGGGAAGGCCAAGGUAUCCGAGCGGAGUCGGAGGGGCCGGGUGGUGUAGCGAGCGGUGAUGUCAUGGGCCUUCUCCUCCGGGAGCGCAUCAUCUUCCUCGGCAACGAGAUCGAGGACUUCCUCGCCGACGCCAUCGUCAGCCAGCUCCUCCUCCUCGACGCCAUGGACUCCGAAUCUGACAUCCGGCUCUUCGUCAACUCACCUGGUGGAUCGCUCAGUGCGACAAUGGCCAUCUAUGAUGUAAUGCAGCUUGUGAGGGCAGAUGUAUCCACUAUUGGGAUGGGCAUAGCUGGAUCCACAGCUUCUAUACUCCUUGGUGGCGGCACAAAGGGCAAACGAUUCGCCAUGCCUAACACCAGGAUUAUGAUGCAUCAGCCCGUGGGAGGCGCGAGUGGCCAGGCCUUGGAUGUAGAGGUCCAAGCCAAGGAGAUUUUGACCAGCAAGAGGAAUGUAAUCCGGAUAAUAUCAGGCUUUACAGGGCGCACACUGGAGCAGGUAGAGAAAGACAUCGACAGAGACCGAUACAUGGGUCCCCUCGAGGCUGUGGAUUACGGGAUCAUCGAUGGUGUGAUCGAUGGAGACAGCAUCAUCCCACUUGAGCCUGUUCCGGAGAGGGUGAAGCCUAAAUACGACUACGAGGAAAUGUACAAGGACCCUCAGAAGUUCCUUACACCAGAUGUCCCAGAUGAUGAGAUAUACUAGCUAGCGUGUCUUAGCUUGUACGGAGUAUGUUGCACAGCAAAGCAGUUGCUGGAGCUUUUGUCAAAACAAAGAUGAUGUAUUUAUUCCUUAGCAGUAGACUUUAUUUCUCGUUGCA
Lolium perenne is the source of this 1095-nucleotide messenger RNA. Its product is annotated as ATP-dependent Clp protease proteolytic subunit 4, chloroplastic. Gene Ontology annotation, cellular component: endopeptidase Clp complex. Gene Ontology annotation, biological process: protein quality control for misfolded or incompletely synthesized proteins. The record is from RefSeq and is a predicted model, not a curated record. Lineage: Eukaryota; Viridiplantae; Streptophyta; Magnoliopsida; Poales; Poaceae. Gene Ontology annotation, molecular function: ATPase binding; ATP-dependent peptidase activity; serine-type endopeptidase activity.